Gastrolobium bilobum is the source of this 3712-nucleotide messenger RNA. Its product is annotated as pentatricopeptide repeat-containing protein At3g54980, mitochondrial-like. The record is from RefSeq and is a predicted model, not a curated record. Lineage: Eukaryota; Viridiplantae; Streptophyta; Magnoliopsida; Fabales; Fabaceae. Bases 1 to 2907 code for a protein of 968 amino acids. Gene Ontology annotation, molecular function: protein binding. The transcript has 6 exons.
AUGGAAGGGUAUGGUUGUCAAUUGUUUGCAGUUGUGGCAGCACGCGGAUUAAUGACGUGGCGUGUGGAGGAGUAUGGAGUGCUCAACGACAAUCGUACCCUUGUUCCCAUGGCUGAGCGUAGAAGAUCGAGUAACGUGGGAAAUGAGAGACGUAAGAAGGUACGACAAGACCGUCCGUCUUCGUCAAGGCAACAAGAUGAAGAGCCCGCUCAUGUCGACCUCCCAUUCGGAUACUUGUUCGAGCAUGACCCCGUGGUUCAUGAUUCAUUUGUCCGUGACUUUGCUAACCGACCUAUAUGUGGGGCCAAAUCACUUGAUACAGGGAAGAAUCUCUGUCUGCACGAGUUGAUGCAAACAGUGAAAGAUUUUCUGAAACCUGUUGUAGUUCUUAUUCUCUCAACAAUGCCAAUGAGGUUUUCCAACAACUUUUCCUCAAUCCCUCGGAGAAAGCUUGGCCCUUUCUCACGAUUCUGCUCAAAACCACUGCUUACCAUGGAUCCCCUCCGAGACCCACAAACACAAAUACUCGCCAGCAACAAUUUUCUCGAGAAAAUUUUACCAGAAGCUCAAUCCUCCGAGAAAAAACAUAUUUUUGACACCCUUUUGAGCCACAAGGCGGACCCCGAAUCGGCUUUGAAGUUCUUCAAAGGAUUAGAGAGAAAACAAGGGUUUGUGAAAACUGUUGACGUUUUCUGUUUGUUUCUUCAAAUUCUGGCUUCAAGCCCUGACACUCAUGGGGUUGUUCGAUAUUUGCUCAAUGACUAUGUUUUCGGAGAUUCGGGUCCUGCUGCCAGAGUGCUUGUGGAACAAUUGGUUGAGUGUGCUGGAAGGUACGGUUUUGAAUCCGAUUCGCGGGUUUUCAAUUAUCUGUUGAGUAGUUAUGUUAGAGCUGGUAAGAUCACUGAUGCUGUUGAGUGUUUUAGAACGAUGUUAGAGCAUGAUGUGCUUCCAUUUGUUCCCAUUAUGAACAUCCUUUUGACUGCAACGGUUAGGCGAAGCAUGAUUGAUGAUGCACGCCACUUGUAUGAUGAAAUGGUUAAAAGAAAAAUCUACGGUGAUUGUUUUACCUUGCAUAUCUUAAUGCGGGCGUGUUUGAAAGGAGAGAAGAUUGAGGAGGCCGAGAAGUAUUUCGAAGAGGCCAUGGGUAGAGGGUUGAAACUUGAUGCAGCUGCGUAUAGUAUUGUUAUUCAGGCUAUUUGUAAGAGGCAGGACUCGAAUUUGGCAUGUAAGAUCUUGGAGAAGAUGAGAAAGUUGGGCUGGGUGCCAUCUGAGGGUACGUAUACGUCUGUAAUUGGUGCUUGUGUGAAGAAGGGAAAUGUUUUAGAGGCAUUGAGGCUAAAGGAUGAGAUGGUGGAUAGUGGUAUACCUGUGAACAUAAUUGUUGCAACAAACUUGAUGAAAGGGCAUUGUGAGCAAGGAAAUGUGAAAAGUGCAUUGCUGUUGUUUAAUGAGAUUGUUGAAGCUGGUGUUACACCCAAUGCGGGUACUUUCUCAAUUUUGAUAGAUUGGUGUUCUAAGAUUGGGAUUAUGAAGAAGGCGUAUGAACUUUACUCCCGAAUGAAACUCAUGGGCAUUCAACCCACUGUCUUUAUUGUAAGUUUUCUUCUAAAAGGAUACCGGAAACAGAAUUUGCUAGAAGAUGCAUAUAAAUUGCUUGAUGAGGCAGUUGAACUUGGUAUUGCCAGUGUUGUUACAUAUAACAUCCUUUUAUCCUGGCUUUGUGAACUGGGUAAGGUUGAUGAGGCUCGUACUUUGUGGGACAGGAUGAUAGGUAAGGGUAUUACACCUUCUGUAGUUUCUUACAACCAUAUAAUACUUGGUCACUGCAAAAAGGGUUACAUGGAUGGUGCAUAUAGUGUGAUGAAUGAUAUUCUUAAAAGUGGAUUAAAGCCAAAUGCUAUUACAUAUACUCUCUUGAUAGAUGGCUUUUUUAAAAAGGGUGAUUCUGAGCGUGCCUUUGUCAUGUUUGAGCAAAUGGUGGCUGCAAAUGUUGCACCUACAGACUACACAUUUAACACCAUUAUAAAUGGCUUGUGCAAAGUUGGCCAGGUGUCUGAGACAAAGGAUAAAUUGAACAGCUUUAUAAAGCAGGGGUUUAUUCCUACUUCUAUGACUUAUAAUAGCAUCAUAGAUGGAUUUGUCAAGGAAGGUGCAAUUGAAUCUGCACUGUCUACCUACAGCGAGAUGUGCAAAAUUGGAAUUUUGCCAAAUGUUAUCACUUAUACUAGUUUGAUUAAUGGAUUUUGCAAAAGUUAUAAGAUUGAUCUUGCUUUGGAAAUGCAUAAUGAUAUGAAAAACAAGGGUGUGAAAUUGGAUACUGCUGCAUAUAGUGCUCUCAUUGAUGGUUUUUGCAAAAUGCAAGACAUGGAAAAUGCAUCUAAAUUUUUCUCUGAACUUUUGGAAGUUGGUUUGGCUCCAAACACAAUUGUUUAUAACAGCAUGAUUAGUGGCUUCAGAAAUUUGAAUAAUAUGGAAGCAGCCCUUAACUUGCACAAGAAAAUGAUAAAUAAUAAGAUUUCAUGUGAUUUGCAAACAUACACCUCACUGAUUGGAGGACUCUUAAAGGAGGGUAAAUUGAGUUUUGCUUUAGAUCUUUACUCAGAGAUGCUUUCCAGGGGUAUUGUGCCUGAUAUCUUCAUGUAUACUGUUCUGAUAAAUGGGCUCUGUAACCAUGGACAACUGGAAAAUGCAGGCAAGAUUCUAAAGGAAAUGGAUGGGAAUAAUAUAACUCCUAAUGUUAUUGUUUAUAACACUUUAAUUGCUGGACACUUUAAGGAAGGGAAUCUGCAACAGGCUUUUAGAUUGCAUGAUGAGAUGCUUGAGAAGGGUCUUGUGCCUGACGACACUACGUAUAAUAUUCUUGUAAAUGGAAAGUUCAAGGGAUCACAUGCUUACGCUGGAGCUUAAUUCACACAAAACAGAUUGAGGGUAGAAGCACACAUAAAACUUAGAGGGAGUCUUGGAGAGCAAAUUCAAUAUGAGUAUUCAUAUCAUUAAAGUUGAUGAGACAAGGGAAGUUUGUUUGUAGAUUUGGAGUAGUACUGCCAGAAUUCAUAAAUGGGCGGGGUCCUAAUGCUGGUGUUCAGGUAGAAGAGAGUUUGACAUUAUCUGACGGAGCUUGGUCCACCCCAAUUGGAGAGCUGAGAAAUGAUGGUGAAGGUCCUGGAUUAGUCACUACAGAAAUGGUUGUUUAUAUAAUAUGACUAUGCCGUGUUUUGGAGCACAGCCUGGAGUGACCAACCGUAUGAAAAGUGAUUGAUAUGCUUGGACAAGCUAUGCAACCAAAAAUAUCAGCUGCAGUGACUUUAUUCAGGAGCCUCAAUGCCUCACAUAUUAUGUUGAUUCUCAAGCUGAGACAUUAUCAAGCCCAUUGACCCUAGAGUCUCAAGGCACCGUUCCUCACAACCCUGUUUAUCUCAUAAUAUGGAGGACCAUAGCUCAGAUCGUUAGCCAGAGGUGUUUUGAUGAACAGGAUCUUCAUAGAGGCAAGUUCACAGUAUAAUAACAUCUUUGUGGGAUUCAUGAUUUGAACACAAUAAGUCUAGCUUUCAGGAAAAAGAGAAUUCUUAGAGAGAAGACAUUAGAUGUAUAGGAAAGCACAAGUUCCUAUUGUAAUAUGAGAUUUUACAACUGAGACUCCUAUAUAUAGAGGAGCUUACACAAUAAUUUGCAUCAGCUAGCUACACAUAUAUCACUUGUGUGAUGCGAUUUU